This is a messenger RNA of Kalmanozyma brasiliensis GHG001, 1848 nucleotides long. Its product is annotated as Calponin homology domain protein. The transcript has a single exon. Gene Ontology annotation, cellular component: actin filament bundle; cytoplasm; actin filament. Lineage: Eukaryota; Fungi; Basidiomycota; Ustilaginomycetes; Ustilaginales. The coding region runs from base 1 to 1848 and encodes 615 amino acids. Gene Ontology annotation, molecular function: calcium ion binding; actin filament binding. Gene Ontology annotation, biological process: actin filament bundle assembly; actin filament network formation. The record is from RefSeq and is a predicted model, not a curated record.
AUGGAGGCCAUCAAGCUGCAGAGGAAGUAUCCUCAAUUCUCGCAAGAGGAGAUGAUGGGUCUCAUCUCGCGCUUCCGCACGCUCGACGUCGAAGAAAAGGGCAGCAUCCCCAAACAGGAUGUCAUCAAGGCCAUCCAGGAUGCGGGCGACGCAUCGUACGAUCAGGUGCGCGAGACGCUCAAGGAAGUCGACCUGGAUGCUUCGGGUCGCGUCGAGCUUGACGACUACGUCGAUCUUGCUGCCAAGCUCCGUGCGGGUCGCAACGCAUCCGCCGGCGUGGUGACCAAGGGCAAAGUCUUUGUCAAGGGCGCGACCUCCUCGACGCAGCACACGAUCAACGAGGAUGAACGCACCGAGUUCACACGUCACAUCAACUCCUCCCUCGCUGGCGACGCCAACAUCGGCUCGCGCCUCCCCAUCCCCACGGACACCUUCCAGCUCUUCGACGAGUGCCGCGACGGCCUGGUCCUCUGCAAGCUCAUCAACGACUCGGUGCCCGAUACCAUCGACGAGCGCGUCCUCAACUUUGGCAAAGCCGGUAAACCCCCUAACGCCUUCCAAAUGACCGAAAACAACAACAUCGUCAUCACCUCCGCCAAAGCCAUCGGAUGCAGCGUCGUCAACAUCGGCCCGCAGGACCUCAUCGAUGGCAAGGAGCACCUCAUUCUCGGCCUCGUAUGGCAGAUCAUCCGUCGUGGUCUGUUGAGUAAGAUCGAUCUCAAGAACCAUCCCGAGCUCUACCGGCUGUUGGACGACGGUGAGACGUUGGAGGAGUUUUUGCGUCUGCCUCCGGAUCAGAUCCUGUUGCGAUGGGUCAAUUAUCAUCUCAAGGCGGCCAAUUGGCACCGUCGCGUGGCCAACUUUAGUAAGGACGUGAGCGAUGGAGAGAACUACACGGUGUUGCUCAACCAGCUCAAACCCGACCAAUGCGAUCGAGCGCCCCUGCAGCAGACGGACGUGACGCAGCGCGCAGAGAUGGUAUUGCAGCGAGCCGACGCGAUCGGGUGUCGCAAGUAUCUGACUCCCGGCUCGAUGGUGGCGGGCAACCCCAAGUUGAACCUGGCGUUUGUAGCGCAUCUGUUCAACACGUGGCCUUGCCUGGAACCCUUGGAGGAAGCGGUGCCGGUGGAGAUCGAGGACUUUGAUGCCGAGGGCGAGCGCGAGGCGCGCGUCUUCACGCUCUGGCUCAACUCGCUCGACGUCGAACCGGGCGUGUACAACCUGUUCGAAGAUCUCAAGGACGGGACGGUCAUCUUGCAGGCGUUUGACAAGGUCAUCCCCGGCAGCGUCACCUGGCGACGGGUUAGCAAGCCGAAAGAGGGCCAGGAGCUGAGUCGAUUCAAGGCGGUCGAGAACACCAACUACGCCGUCGACCUGGCAAAGGCGUCCAACAUGCACAUCGUCGGCAUCCAGGGUGCGGACAUUGUCGAUGGAACCCGGACGCUCACCUUGGGGUUGGUCUGGCAGUUGAUGCGGUUGAACAUCACCAAGACCCUCUCGUCUCUCUCUAAAGGUGGGCGCGGGGUGAGCGAUGCGGAUAUGGUGGCUUGGGCGAACAAGUUGGUCAAGGGCAGUGGGAAAACGACCCAGAUCCGCUCGUUCAAGGAUGGUCAGCUCAAGAGCGCCGUCUUCUUCCUCGACCUCCUCAACGCCCUCCGACCCGGCAUUGUCGACUACAGCCUGGUCAACGGCGGAAGAACCGAGGACGAGUGCAGGUUGAACGCCAAACUCGCCAUCAGCAUCGCGAGGAAGUUGGGCGCGCUCAUCUUCCUGGUCCCCGAAGACAUUGUCGAGGUGCGACAGAGACUCAUCUUGACCUUCGUCGGCAGUUUGAUGGCCAUUCAAUGA